Molecule: messenger RNA, 7398 nt
Organism: Alexandromys fortis (reed vole)
Lineage: Eukaryota; Metazoa; Chordata; Mammalia; Rodentia; Cricetidae
Gene: Creb3l2
Product: cAMP responsive element binding protein 3 like 2
Exons: 12
Coding region: 371-1933 (520 amino acids)
Biological process (GO): regulation of transcription by RNA polymerase II
Molecular function (GO): cAMP response element binding; DNA-binding transcription factor activity, RNA polymerase II-specific
Source: RefSeq, a predicted model, not a curated record
ACUCUAGAGCCCGGGGGAGUCUCAAAGUUUGUCUGCAGCAGUAGUGGGGAGUGGGCUUGUCGCGCGAGGACUUUUGGGGGGAUGAGAUCUGCCUUCUUGCCUUCCUUUUGGAUGCACAGCCCGAUUUAACCCCUGCACCUUCGGCCCGAGCGAGCCCAGCAGGCUUGUCUACCCCGGGGAUUCACAGAUCUCCGAGGACACGGGUCGCGGAGCUCUCGGCGGGGCUCUCCCGGGUUCUUGCGCGCCAGUGCAUAAGUUCCACGCGCGCACACUCAAGCACUCACGGAGAGAGGCGUCUCGCCGGCCCGUGGCGGCUCUGAGAGGUUCCCUCCUGCCUCAGCAUCCCCGGCCCCGCUGGGCUCCCACCGCCAUGGAGGUGCUGGAAAGCGGGGAGCAGAGCGUCCUGCAAUGGGACCGCAAGCUGAGCGAGCUGUCAGAGCCCGGAGAGACCGAGGCCCUCAUGUACCACACGCACUUCUCGGAGCUCCUGGAUGAGUUUUCCCAGAACGUCCUGGGUCAGCUCCUGAACGACCCCUUCCUCUCAGAGAAGAGCGUGUCGAUGGAGGUAGAGCCAUCUCCGACUUCACCAGCGCCUCUCAUCCAGGCUGAGCACAGCUACUCCCUGAGCGAGGAGCCCCGGGCUCAGUCACCGUUCACCCAUGCGGCUGCCAGCGAUGACUUCAAUGACGAGGAAGUGGAGAGUGAGAAGUGGUACCUGUCUGCAGACUUUCCGUCAGCCACCAUCAAGACAGAGCCGAUCACAGAGGAGCAGCCCCCAGGACUUGUCCCCUCUGUCACUCUGACCAUCACAGCCAUUUCUACUCCCUUUGAGAAAGAAGAGUCUCCUCUGGAUAUGAAUGCUGGGGUGGAUUCCUCGUGCCAGACAAUUAUCCCUAAGAUUAAGUUGGAACCUCAUGAAGUGGAUCAGUUCUUAAACUUCUCUCAUAAGGAAGCCCCCGUGGAUCAACUGCACCUACCACCAACUCCACCCAGUAGCCACAGCAGCGACUCUGAGGGCAGCCUGAGCCCUAACCCACGCCUGCAUCCCUUCAGCCUGUCUCAGGCCCACAGCCCCGCCAGAGCCAUGCCCCGGGGCCCCUCUGCCUUGUCCACCUCUCCUCUCCUCACAGCUCCACAUAAGCUGCAGGGAUCUGGCCCACUGGUCCUGACAGAGGAAGAGAAGAGGACCUUGAUUGCUGAGGGCUAUCCUAUUCCUACCAAGCUGCCUCUGACAAAAUCUGAGGAGAAGGCCCUGAAGAAAAUCCGGAGGAAAAUCAAGAAUAAGAUUUCUGCCCAGGAAAGCAGGCGAAAGAAGAAAGAAUACAUGGACAGCCUGGAGAAAAAGGUGGAGUCUUGUUCAACUGAGAACUUGGAACUUCGGAAGAAGGUGGAGGUGUUGGAGAACACCAAUAGGACUCUCCUUCAGCAACUUCAGAAGCUUCAGGCUCUGGUGAUGGGGAAGGUCUCUCGAACCUGCAAGUUAGCCGGCACGCAGACUAGCACCUGCCUCAUGGUCGUUGUGCUGUGCUUUGCUGUUGCGUUUGGCAGCUUCUUUCAAGGCUAUGGGCCCUAUCCCUCAGCCACCAAGAUGGCUCUGCCCAGCCAGCAUCGCCUGUCGGAGCCAUACACAGCCUCCGUGGUGAGAUCCAGGAACCUGCUAAUCUAUGAGGAACAUUCUCCCCUGGAGGAGUCGUCCAGCCCAGCCUCCGCUGGAGAGCUUGGGGGCUGGGACAGAGGCUCCUCCCUGCUCAGGGCGUCCGGGCUGGAGGCCCUGCCAGAGGUGGAUCUCCCCCACUUCAUCAUCUCCAAUGAGACCAGCCUGGAGAAGUCAGUGCUGUUGGCGCUGCAGCAGCACCUGGUCAGCAGCAAACUGGAAGGGAAUGAAACGCUCCAAAUCGUGGAACUCGAGCGGCGAGUGAACGCCACCUUCUAGGGCGCCGCCCCCAGCCUUCUCUCCUCCUGACUCCAGCUGUGCACCCCCAAACUGUCUUGCCCAUAAGCUUCCCCGUCACCCUUGGACAUUGAGAAGGAUGUGGACUAGUGCUCGUGGCUUGGAAUGGGAGACCAGCCUAGGAGUUUCUUCUUGCCUGACCGUAUGGCUCUACGGAAAGGAGCUGGCAACCGCUCCGUCCCUUUCUCUUACUGCCACCAUAGAAGAGUAUUGUAGGGGUGAGGUAGGGGUGGGAGAAGAUACUGCAUGAUCCUUCCCUGUGAGGUGUGACCCCGUCGAAGAAGACUUGCAUGACUUAUGCUCAAUUGAGACCCCAGACUCUGGCCACAGAUAUGCCACCAGCACACCAGGGAGUGGCGAAGCACCGUCUGCUGACCUCCCUUGCUCACCAGGACUCCAGUGUGGCCCUGUCCCCACUGAGAGUGCCUGAAUGCCAUUCCAGCUUCUCUCUCCAUUCCUGGAACCCGCAUUGGAUGCCUGCACAGGCAGACAGGACUCCCACCAUAUUUUCAGGCCGCAAGUGCAAUUCCUGAAGGCGUCUGGCUCUUCUCCUCCAGGCCACCCUGCCUACUGUGUUGCUUGUAGGAUAACCCCCCCCCCCAAACACACACACACUACACACACAGCCUGCAUCCCCACUGGACAGCCACUCUGUCUCCCUGGCCUUCCCUCCCGAUUUGUAAAUAGUAUUUAUUAGCUUGCUGAAGCUCCCUUCUGACCGUAGUAAAGAAAUCCCAUGACCCCUUCCAACAAGCAAAGUCUUUUGGAACAGGAGAGUCCCCAGGACCUGGGACACCGCCCCCCCCCCCCCCCCCCCCUCUUUCUAGCUGAUGCCUUAUUGUCUCCCUUUCCUUCCUUUUUAAAAUUGGAAACCUAUAAAAUAAUCACCACUGGGAAAUCCCCUUAAGCAUGUGUCCCCUGUUGGAUGAAUCCAUGGGGAACGAUGGAACGCUGUCCUCUUGUUCAGGCUCCAGGCUCCAUGGCCCCUCGCUUCUCUCUGUGUGUUCCUGGGACAGAGAAGGGAAGCCCUGCCCCUGACAUUAGGCAUUGCUGACAACCUUGCUAGCUUGUCCUGCAUCCUGCCUGCUCUCCCCCUUCACCUCCCUCCUUUGCUUCUGCCCUCGCUCCACCUGCCUUAACUGUGGGGCGGGGGCUGAAGUUGGGGACAUUUUUCCACCUGCCUUAAUUGGGGGGGCGCUGGAGUUGGGGACAUUUGUCCACCUGCCUUAACUGGGGGGACUGGAGUUGGGGACAUUUGUGCACCCACAGUCAUACCUUUUACAGUCAGGUUUGGCUACUUUGCAGCUCACCCAAAGAGAUAUGACGAACCCUCAAACUCCUUUCCUUUUUUUUUUUAUAUGAUUAAAUCGUAAAAUUUGUAGUUAAAAUCCUUUUCUCUUUCAUACAAAUAAGAAAUGGAAAUUACUCUUUUAUUGUAUAAGGUAGAAGAGUCUUUUUAAGUGUUUUCCUCCUAGCUUGUAAAAGAUUUUAUGUAAGAAAUGUGCUUACACUUUGUAUUUUAUUUUUAGCAGCAGCUGAAGGGCCUUUAGUUUUGGCCUCUCUCUUCUCUCUCUCUGUCUCUGUCUCUCUGUCUCUGUCUCUGUCUCUCUCUCUCUCUCUCUCUCUCUGUCUCUCUCUCUCUCUGUCUCAUUUUUUUCCUCUGUCAUCGGUGUGACUGUUUGAGGCUAUUUGAAAGGGAUUAUGUCCACACUGGUCCUUGCAUUCCAUGUCACAUACAGGAUUUGAUGUCAUGAGUGUUUGCUGCCGUGCUCCAUGAGCGGCUUCCUAUUUGGCCUGCCCAGGUUAUGAUAGGGAGUCCUCCCUCGGCGCGUCCCUCCCUCCCAUGGUAGCUUCCCAGCCGACAGAUGGCUAAACUUACCUUGUAAUGUGUGAGACGCUCCUCAAGGCCACUGUGAUCCCGGCAGCCCUGCUGCCCACAGGGCUGUCACUGUCCCUUAAAUGCUCAGAUACCGGGACUGUACAGAGAGGAGGGUUGCUGGUGCCCUGCUUCUGUUUUCCUUGGUAUUCUGUCUUCCUUUGAUCUUCCUGGGCCUGGCCCAUCCUGUUCUUUACAAUACCAGAUGUUUAUACAUAGUAAACAUUUAAAAUGUCAUGCCUAUGAGAGCCUAAGAAGGGAGACAGAAACCAGGGUGAGGUAGUAUUUGUGUGGUGGGAAAGGGGGAGUUCGCAGUGAAGGGCAGAAGUGGGGUUUUAGACUGAUGUCUCUACAUCUGCUGAGCUGAGCCCUGGUUUGCGAUGUCCCUGGAGAUCCAGGGUGGAGACCCCGUUUGUGGAUGAGGAGGGAGAAGGAAAUGACGCGUCGUGUCUAGUUCUCUGACAACUUUAUUUCCUUCUCUACCCACUCUUGGAUGUCACUGUCUCCAGACAGCAGGGCCCUUUGUCUGCGGGAAAUUGGCCUUCCAGAAUAGAAUCUGUAACUAGAGACGUGGGACAUUAGCCAGAGGACUCAAACAGCCCUUUAAAGGAGCCCUCGGCAGCCAACACUGCCACUCUGUUGAGAAAAACUCAGCCCUCUGCCCUCUGCUGCCGGCUGGGUGAGUAGAGGGGACUGAGCAGUGACCCCCUUUGGGAUACUCAGUCAGGGGACCCCCAGUGGCAUAAGACAGGAGGGGUUGCUAGUAAUUAAUGGGUGUGUGCACACUUCGUGUUCGGAGUUUAAGGCUCGAAUAUCGGUCUUUUUCCCACCAGCUGAGCUGUUCCGUAGACCAGUCAAUAACUUCCGAAUAUCUCUGAAGGUUUUGAAUAGUGGCAGACCUUAACACCUUGAAUUGAAAUUUCGAAAAUGCCCGAGACUGCUAGACCGUUAGAGGAGCCGGAACAGUCUGCUGGUUGUAUUUUCUAUCCUAUAAACAACUCCCCAGACACACACACACACACACACACACACACACACACGCACACACACUUUAAGAUCACUUUAGUGAUGGAGAGGUCUUACAAAGAUUUAGAGAACAAGUCAUCUUUUUUCUGUAGGCGAAACCCGAGUAACCCAGUUGCCCCCUCCCUCAGGUUUUUCACUGCUCCCAACUUCACACUGGGAAAUGGAUCUUGUAAACGAGAGGAGCCAGCACCGGGCAUUGAGGAAGAGCCUCUGAAGUGUCAGGACUCUGGAGUGUAGCGCACAGAAAGAGAGUGUUCUAUAAAAAUCCGACAGCUGAACUCAGUUGCUCCUUCCUGGCACAAGGUGGGGGCGGGGUGGGAUCUGACAUCAGUGCAGGCAAAAUUAGAUAACCUUUCGGUCCAUAGCAAUAAUGUUUGUGGGUUGGGGAAACAGCUUCAGGGCUGCAUAAUUUUUAAGCUGUUUAUGCCAGGUUAACAGAUAGCCCCCCCUCAAUCAUCAGUUCUACUUGGGUGCCCCAUAGUGGCUACGAAUCUAUGUCCAACACAGCGGGAAUCCUGAACCAGUUCCUCUUCAUGCUGGUACAGAGCCCACAUCAUUAUUUUUACCAUGGAUGUUUCGUUAGCGUUCUUUCAAGCACUUACUUCAUGUCCCUUCCAUCUCAUGUGCCCAGACCCAGGGAAAGCAACAAAACAGAAUCGAAGUAUCUCUGAGCCAGCUUCUAUGGACGUACGUGCCUUGUGAGGUGUGUCUGUGAGCCCAGUGGAGGAAUAGAGACAUCUUGUCCCCCGCCUGAGGAGCAGACAUCUGCCUGACCCUGGCCAGCGUGGAGGCAUGGACAUGGGAGAGAUGCUUUUAGUUGCUAAUUUGUUUCCGCUGAGCCAAGUGUUUGAGAAACCUGGAUGAGCUUAGCACUUGCUUGCAGUCUGUUGGGACCUGUGGAGCCAUCAGUGGUGGGGUCUUAGCGAGAGCCACUUGAUGUGAACACUUCCCACAGAAACAGCACGCGGGUGAUAGGAUAAGUUACACCCCCACCCCCAAAGGCAGGCGUGGAGAUAGCAAUGAAACAGGGGCUGGAAGGAGCCAGACACAGAUUUCAGCUUCAUUCAUUUGUUCACUCAUUCAUUUGUUCACUCUUUAGACUUUGCAGUUUUACUAAGGAAGAGCAGGCUUUCUGAGACCUAGGAAAGGUUGGAGAAUAAGAGGGACUUGAAAAACCAGUUUGUCGGUAGCCAUUCGGAAGACCCAAGUACUAAUGCUAGUCUCUCUCUCUCUCUUUCUCUCCCCUCCCCUCCCCUCCCCUCCCCUCCUCUCCCCUUCCCUCCUCUCCUCUCCUCUCCUAGGUACUUAUGCCUCCAGUGUGCCUUGUAUCCAGGACGGCAGGAAUCUACUGUCCCUGGAAUGUGUCACGUAUUACCACAUAGCAUUAGAUUGAAGUUGGGGAUGGGCACUUUCUCCAGAGGCUCAGAGAUGGUUCCCUAAAAGGGAGCCACUAUUAGAAUAGCCUGUCUGGGGGAAAGAAAUGGGGUUAUAUCCAUUAGGAAUAUGUAGACAGAGGUGCAAUCACCUCAGAAGCAUGGCCAGGCAGGAUUAGAGGUAUUCUAAAUCCUCGCCACAGAGCGUUUUCUGGACGCAAAGGCACUAGGCCAUUUGAAGAUUAAUACUCCAUGCCUCUGGGCCAAGAGGUCGGCACUGUGCACUAGGAGAAAAGCAUUAGCUGUUGUUUGUGGCAACAUAAAAUUUAGGACUGCCUUCCUUUGUCUUGGUUUCUAGAAGGAAGGAGGUAUUAUUGCCUGAGUAUUUACCGAGGUGUUGUGUAUUGUGCUAGGUAAGCUUGGAGCCUUUGAACCUGAUUGGAACAGAGAGCAAAGGUGGCUCAGUGCCCUGAGAAGUGGAUGCCGCGGGAGGCAUGGUAGUUUGUGGAGUCGUUUCUGAGGACACACAGACUGUGCCUGGCUCUCUGGGCAGAAACGACGCCAUCCCCUGCAGUGACCCCGCUGUGCAGUGCUCAGCUCUCCGCCUGUCUCUGAAGGGCCAUCUGCAGGGCUGGCGGCUGCCCUUCUCAUCCUGUCUUUGGAGAGCCCAGCACACAGGCUUUGCGUCUGGGUGAAGGGAACCCAGGGGUUCAGGCUCCUUUUCUCUGCUCUGUUGCUCAUCAGCAGGGUGACCAUGGGCCCUUUGGGCACAACGUGGAGACUGUCCCUUUCAGAUAAAGCACACUGUGGGUCUCUGGCAAACACCAGCACUGGGACACCCUGUGAGUGAGCCUCCCUACAUGGAAGAGUGGUGCCCAGAUGGUAAUGUGGUUAUCGGCUGGCUUUCCUUACCUAGUUUGGCAACUGACUUCUGCUCUCUUUUGAAACACUGAAAUCAGCAUUGUUUAAAUCCAAGCACAUUGCAAGUUUGUCACCUGACCUUUUGCACUGUUUUAUGGCUUCUUAUCCUUCAUCAUAGCUAAUAAAAUACCAAAAGAUAAAAAAAAAUAAAAUGAAGCUUUGUAGUAUACUUGUACUUAGUUUGAAAAAAAUUGAAAUUGUAAUGCAUUUGUAUUUCCAUUUCUUGCAAAUAAAUAUUUUUCUUAGUCAAA